AUGAGGGAUCACAAUACUAUAGUGCGAGGGACUAUCUCCACUGCAAACUUUCAAAAGAUUUAUAUAGACUACAACAUAAGUGAUCCCAUAUAUGACAUCUCGGUGAUUUACUUUGAUGAAGGUCGGAAGUUUGACAAGGAUAUCACUGUUGGCCUUAUUAGCAGUGAAUUGCUGAACCUUGCGGAGUAUAAUGUUCACAUGGCAAAGCUUCUUGACAAGCGGCUAGUGAAUUUUCCAUAUCCCUCAUACAAUCCUUUGGUGAUUAACGAUUCUAGGGCCAUAUCGAAACUUCAUAAUCUUGUUGAUGCACUGGCAAAGCUUGCGCCAAGACCUGGUUCUCCUGAGUCAUUACAACAGCUGGUUGAGAUUGCCAGGAACCCUACUGCUAGUGCCGCUGCUUUGUCUGGCAUAACUGUUGGCAAGGAGGAUACUAAUGCUCAAUCUAGAAAUGAGAAGGCAACUGGACAGUCUCUAGCAGGUUGGGAAGACUACGAUGUUGCAGAUUUGUUUGAACCAGAUCCUGCUGGUUUUGAGCAGACUGGACAAGAACAGUGUUGUGUAGCUGACACUAGCUUUAAAUUUCGUGGCACAAAUGAUGCAGCUUGUGACCACUAUGUCUUAAAGUUGCAGUGGAGUGGACUGCUGAAAGGGGGGAUGAUAUGUCAGAUUGCUUUUUCAGCCAUCUCAUGGUGGCUUUUCUCCUCUGAUGAACUUUCUGUAUCACAUUGCCUUUCUUCCUGGGUGAUUAGUUCCAGCCCUCACCAAUUGCACCACCAAUUACAGCCACUAUCUGUCCUUGCUAUUGAUAUUUAUGCGAAACUUGUCUUCUCCAUUGUGAAGUUCUGUCAUGCAGACCAAGGAUCAAGUAAACUAUAUCUUGUGCACAAGGUUUUAGUCCCAAUUGAAAAGUUCUUUAAUUUGCUGGCCAUAUUUCAGAUUAUUCAUCACCCGCUGUUGGAUUUGAUUUCCCUGGAUCAUGUGUUUGAUGGUGCAAGCUUUCAGGUUCUGACAUCUUUAGCCAAUGCAUUUCAUGCCUUACAGCCCCUUAAAGUUCCUGGAUUCAGGUCAUUAGCGGCAAUGCCAGAGGUGCUGCUUUUCUUUCAUGAAUUGAAAGAUGAUUUUGCAUGGCUACCUGUGCAAAAUUUGCUAUUACACAUACUUCUUCAAAAGUUUCAUGCCAAAAUUGCUCACAGUAAAUCAUCAAAAGGGGUGGCGCUGGUUUCAACGUCUGCUGGUAGACUGGUUCCAGUUCUUGGAACCAUUUUUGAGGAAUGCUGGGCUAGGGGAGCCACUGCAGCUGAUGGUACCUUGCUUUUCUUUUUCUUUGUGUCUGUAUCCAGUUUCAUUUUCUGUAUAAAGGCACACUGGGUGUUGUUAGUGCUGCUUCAUGAUUUCCCGGAAUUCCUUUGUGAUCAUCAUUUCAGCUUCUGUGAUGUCAUUCCUCCAAGCUGUAUUCAAAUGCGAAAUAUAAUCCUCAGUGCUUUUCCCUGCAAUAUGAGGCUACCAGAUCCAUCCACCCCAAUCUUAAAGUUUUGUGAGGAGGCGGUGAAUGAAUGGAAUCAAGACUUGAAUGAGGUGACCGAGGCAAAGAAGAGGGCAGCCACAAAGGGAAGUCCAUGGUUGUGA
Messenger RNA from Ilex paraguariensis (yerba mate), 1626 nucleotides. Lineage: Eukaryota; Viridiplantae; Streptophyta; Magnoliopsida; Aquifoliales; Aquifoliaceae. The record is from the annotation of a GenBank genome assembly.